AUGCCGGAUGAAGAAGAAACUUCUCGUUUAGCAUGGACCAAGCGUCUAUCUCGUCGAUUGAACAAACGAAGUUCAUCUCUAAUCGCUUCACUGCUUGGCAGUAGAAAUGGAGCAACUUCAAGUAAAACAAUAAAUGAGCCAACAACUACUGAAGAUGAAUUGGAUGAAGAAAGUAUGGAAGAAAUGAAGAGAAGAGAGUUGAUAGCUGCAAGAAGAGCAUCUGCUGCUCCAAAUGUUGAAAAUCGAGUCGGAAAUCGGCAUGGUGGAAAGGAGAAAAGUACGUCGAGACGGAGAAGUGUUGAUCGCAUUUAUGCUUAUAAGGUUAAGGAGCAUGUGAACACGCCUCCAGGGGAUAAUCAGCAGAAAUCAUCGAAAGAAAACCAGAAAUCUAAUAAGGAUAAACAGUCGUCAAAUCAGCCACCCGGUCAAAUUCCGCAUUCAACAAAUAGCGGAACAAGGAAAUCGAGUGGAAGCGGAUUGAAAACUGCAAAUUUGAAACAUCCGGCGCGCCCAUCAACAGAAUCCUCAACUUCUUCAUCACAUCAUCGACGUCCUGCACAAGAAAUGAACGGAACGUCGACGGCAACUGCCACCGGUGGCGGAGGAACAUCUGGAGCCACCACAACGGCAUCAUCAGGAGCACCGGCUGCUUCAUCGGGUGGAAGCUCGGCUAGAUAUUCGAGUAGUGGGAGAUCCCAUCCAACGUCUGGAAGCUCUUCAUCACAUGCACGAUCUACUGGACAAUCGGGUAUGUCAAGUCGAUCGGCAGCACGACGCAACGAUCAGGAUGUACACGUUGGAAAGUAUAAGCUAUUGAAGACUAUUGGAAAGGGAAAUUUUGCAAAGGUAAAACUCGCAAAGCACGUGAUAACCGGACAUGAAGUCGCUAUAAAAAUUAUCGACAAGACUGCUCUGAACCCAUCGAGUCUUCAAAAAUUGUUCCGAGAAGUGAAAAUUAUGAAACAAUUGGAUCAUCCGAAUAUUGUGAAAUUAUAUCAAGUGAUGGAAACUGAACAGACACUGUAUUUAGUACUCGAAUAUGCAUCCGGUGGUGAAGUAUUUGAUUAUUUGGUUGCACACGGAAGAAUGAAAGAGAAAGAAGCAAGAGCCAAAUUUCGACAAAUUGUCUCUGCUGUUCAAUAUUUGCAUUCGAAAAAUAUAAUUCAUCGAGAUUUGAAAGCUGAAAAUUUGCUUCUCGAUCAAGAUAUGAAUAUUAAAAUUGCUGAUUUUGGAUUUUCGAAUACCUUCUCACUUGGAAACAAACUCGACACAUUUUGUGGAUCUCCACCGUACGCUGCUCCAGAAUUAUUUUCCGGUAAAAAGUACGAUGGUCCUGAAGUAGAUGUUUGGAGUCUUGGUGUAAUUCUCUAUACUCUUGUAUCCGGAAGUCUACCAUUUGAUGGACAAAAUUUGAAAGAGCUUCGAGAACGUGUGCUCCGUGGAAAAUACCGUAUCCCGUUCUAUAUGUCAACGGAUUGUGAGAAUUUGUUGAAGAAAUUCCUUGUUAUCAAUCCACAAAGGAGAUCAUCAUUGGAUAAUAUUAUGAAAGAUCGAUGGAUGAAUGUGGGAUAUGAAGAUGAUGAGCUUAAGCCAUUUAUUGAGCCACCAAAAGAUCAAAUUGAUGAACAGAGAAUUGAGAAAUUGAUUCAGAUCUUCCAACUCGGAUUCAACAAAGCCGCCAUUUUGGAAAGCGUCGAGAAGGAAAAGUUUGAAGAUAUUCAUGCAACGUAUUUGCUUUUAGGAGAACGAAAAUCUGAUAUGGAUGCCAGUGAAAUCACAAUGGCCCAAUCACUGCUCAGCCAUUCGUCAAUCAAUGUUUCGUCGUCUCUGGGUCAGCACCCGGCCGGUGUUAUCACUAGGGAGCAUGUGACGUCAUCAUCAGCGUCUGGAAGCUCUGCUUCACCAUCCCGAUACUCUCGAUCCUCAGCAACAGCCACAGGUGCAUCAAUCACUGCAGGAUCAGCGCUCGCAUCGGCUGCGAAUGCUCAGAAACAUCAGCAAUCAUCGGCAGCUCCAUCGUCAGGAUCUUCGUCGUCGAGGAGAAGCUCGCAAAACGAUGCGGCAGCGACGGCGGCUGGUGGUACUGUAGUGAUGAGUGGAACAAGGCAUGGUGGAGUUCAGAUGAGAGCUCAGCCGACGAGUCGGCAAGCGACAAUCAGUUUAUUGCAACCGCCGAGUUAUAAGCCUUCCUCCAACACCACGCAAAUUGCUCAAAUUCCGCCACUAUUCAAUAGAAACUCAACGGCAACCUCAUCAGCUGCUCAACCUUCAACAGGAAUCACCGGUACUCGAAAGAUUGCUGAUCCAAAAGGACGAAUUCCGCUCAAUUCGACUGCUGUACAAGGACAUCGAACUGCAACAGGUGCAGUUGCAGCCAAUAAUGGUGGUAUUCCAAGUCAUCGGGAUCAUGCUCAGCAGCAGCAGUAUAUGAAUCAACUCACCUCGUCGACAAUGAUGUCAAAGCUCAUCAAUAAGACUCCAGCGGCUGGUGGUACUGCAGCCACGUCAUCUUCUUCCUCAUCGUCUGCCACGUCGACAGCGCCACUUCAGAAAUCUGGAUCACAAAUCUCGCACGCACCGACUGAACCAGUCAUUCGAGAAGACGACGACGAGAAUAACAGUGAGAAUCAGAAUGGAAAUGUUCCAUUGAUCGGAGGUGUCGGACCACAAACCUCUCCAGCUGUUCAAGUACCAACAGAAGAUGCAACUUCAUCAUCAGACAAGGAACAACAGCAGCAGAAAGCAUCCAGUGAGACACCCAAAGAGUCCAACCCGAUCGUCUGGCAGAAUUUGCAUCUCAACAGUCUUCUGAAAUCUUUGUUGGAUUCUUCGGCAGCUACAUCAUAUGAAACUCCACGGAGGCCAGGAAUAGCUGGAAGACGUUCGGAACCAUCAGCAGCAACGCCUCGGCGACGUCAUCAGACAAUGGUGGUUGAUGCGCGACAUCUUCAGACACCUCCAGACACUGAUAGACCGUAUCAUUUUGAAGAUACGACGCUUGAUCGUCAGAUGAGAGCACUCUACGUCUCAACUGCUUCGUCAAGAAUGACACGUGGUGUACUUCCAACUCCACCCACCUCGAAUUCCACGUCAUCGAGCUUUAUUGUGGAACCGUUGACACAUGUUGCUGCUGCAUCACCAGAUAUUACUACAACAACACCGACGAAGUCAACUGUGACGACGUCGCCAUAUUUUAGGCGAACACCGUCAUUUCGAAUGGCCGUCGAUGAUCCACCAAUCUCCAUCAAUGCCUCCAUCACAGAUGAUGACUGCGAUGGAAUCAUUGAAAUUGAGCGAGAGUGGUCAAACGGGGGGACCGACAGUGGCGACGGGAGGUCCACCACAACGAGCCACAUCACAGCAAAUGUCUCGUUCGGCAACAACCAAUAGUGCAAAUAUGGGUGCAUCAUCAGGAGGUGCUGCUGCUGCUGCUUCUGCCACAAAUCAAUUAUCGGGUGCUCCUUCUUCUACGGGUGCUUCUAGUCAGCAAUAUCAUCCAAAAGCUCCAUCAUCAUCUUCAUCUUCAUCUACAAAUCCACCACAUCAACAUCAACUAACACAUAACGCGUCGUUCUCGGUGACACCAUCAUCAUAUCAAAUUCCAACAUCAACAGCUGUGAACGUUACCUCCACUGGAAUGCCAACAUCAUCAUCUUCAUCAGCUUUCCCUAGAAAUACUCGUAAUCGACAGACUUUCCAUGGAAAAACGGAGAAGGACAAGGGAGGCGACGACAGUUCUGAUGAAAUUGGAGAAACUCCGGGCAAUGUUUCAAUUGGAGCAACUGGUCCAUCGGCCAACAAUGCAGAAGCAACAAUCUGGAGCAAAUUGAGCAAAUUGACGAGACGUAGCAGCACGGCAGCCGCCCAUCAGCCACGUGGAUCCUCGCUUCACCAUUCGAUGUCGAUGACACAAAGAGAUCAUAAUCGAGAAAGUAUGACCCAGCCAGUAUCAGGACGUGCUGGAACCAUCGGAGCAUCACAAGGACAGCAAACCGCGGCGGCUCUUGCUGCGAUUCGGGAACAGUCUGGCCCAAUUGCUCCAGGUGCCGGACAAGUUGCACCAUCGCUUCCGAUUCAUGAAGGAGACGUCAAGCCACGAUCAUUGCGGUUCACGUGGAGUAUGAAGACGACUUCUUCAUUGGCUCCGGAUGAUAUGAUGAGAGAAAUUCGAAAAGUUCUUGACGCUAACGGUUGUGACUACGAGCAACGGGAACGAUACAUGAUUCUGUGUGUGCACGGUGAUCCGAAUACAGACUCACUUGUUCAAUGGGAGAUGGAGGUCUGCAAGUUGCCACGUCUCAGUCUGAAUGGAGUUCGAUUCAAACGAAUCUCGGGAACAUCGAUUGGCUUCAAGAAUAUCGCUUCGAAAAUAGCCCAAGAGCUGAACCUUUAGAGCUGAACCUAUUGAUGAUUGUUCUUUUCAUGUUUCAUUUGUCGCCCCUUCACUCUCUCUCUCUAACCGCCUCACGUUUUUAUCCAUGUCUCGAUAUUCUCGCUUCUCUCGUCACCCAACACAUCAUCAGUCAUUGUAAACUGAAAUUCAGAAAUUUAUGAAAAAAGCAGCGAUUUCAGUGAAAAAUUGCUGAAAUUAACUUCUGUUCAAUUCGUCUCCUCCUCCCAAUUCAACAAUCCCCCUCUUCCAGUACGGUUUUCUCUUUUUUUUUUGGAUAUUUUCAAAUUCAUCGUUGUAGGUGAUUGCUCCCCCCGUCCCCCUACCGUAUCCUUGUUUUAUAAAACCUCUAUUUUUGUGUCUUCAUCGUCGUCGCCGCUUCAAAUUGCAUUUUUCUUUUUCAAACCCAUCGUUUCAUAUUUCGCGCCUUCCCCCCGAUGAUAUAACCAAUCCAUCUUAUCUUAUAAGUUUUCUCGAUAUCCCAUUGAUUUAAAUAUUAUUAUAAUUAUUAUUCGAUUAUUGACUACUCUUCUUUUUUUAAAUUUUUUUUCUAUGUGUCUUUUAGGGUAUUCAUCGCGUUUUUUCUUCCUUUUCUUUUUUCAUAUUUUAUUUUUCUCCCUUCCCACCCCAGACUACCCAUAACUUACCGUAGUCCCCCCUGUCCCCAUAUAAUUCUCCAUACAACCCUCACAACAUUUUCCCUUGUCUCCGAAACAUUUGUUUUCCUUGCGCCCUCUGUGAUGAUCAAAUGAAGAAUUG
Molecule: messenger RNA, 5149 nt
Organism: Caenorhabditis elegans
Lineage: Eukaryota; Metazoa; Nematoda; Chromadorea; Rhabditida; Rhabditidae
Gene: par-1
Product: Serine/threonine-protein kinase par-1
Exons: 18
Coding region: 1-3390 (1129 amino acids)
Cellular component (GO): cell cortex
Molecular function (GO): protein serine kinase activity; protein kinase activity; protein serine/threonine kinase activity
Source: RefSeq, marked reviewed